Molecule: messenger RNA, 16922 nt
Organism: Zootoca vivipara (common lizard)
Lineage: Eukaryota; Metazoa; Chordata; Lepidosauria; Squamata; Lacertidae
Gene: PCLO
Product: piccolo presynaptic cytomatrix protein
Biological process (GO): protein localization to synapse; presynaptic active zone assembly
Cellular component (GO): glutamatergic synapse; GABA-ergic synapse; cytoskeleton of presynaptic active zone
Molecular function (GO): structural constituent of presynaptic active zone; protein binding; metal ion binding
Source: RefSeq, a predicted model, not a curated record
AUGGGCAACGAGGCCAGCCUGGAGGGCGGCGAGGGCUUGGCCGGGCUGCCCGAAGGCGUGGCCGGCGCGGCGGACGGCGGCUCUCCGCGGCAGCAGGGCCCCCCUUCCGGGGCCGCGGGGCCGGGCGGCGUGGCGGCGGAGCUGAGCCGGCUGAGCGAGGACGAGAGGAGGCAGAUCGCCGCCGUCGUGUCAAGGGCGCAGCAGGGGCUUCCCGAGGGCGACGCGGAGGCCGGGAGGCUUCCUCAGCAAAGGCACCUUGACAGCAGCCAACAUCCAAGGCAACUAGGCAAGCCUCCAGGUGCUGGGCCCCCUACUCUUAGCAAAAGCAGAACAGUAGAUACUUUGAAAACAGAGCAGCGCUUGCCUGGGAAGAGCCCGUCCUCUACAAGUUUGAGACAGUCUAAAUCAAGAACUGAUUUUAAAGACGACCAGAAGCCAAGUAUGAUGCCCAGCUUCCUCUCGGAUGCCAACCCAUUUGGCGCAGUCACUUCAGUCGUAAACAAAUUCAACCCCUUUGAUUUGAUUUCUGACUCGGACACAGCUCAGGAGGAGGCCUCAAAGAAACCGAAGCCUACACAAAAGGAGCAGGAUAAGCCUGAGCCGCAAAAGGGAUCCACCAAGCAACCAGCACAACAGUCAUCUCCAAAGGCAACAAUUCCACAGCAGGGGGCUGACAAACCAGCCCCACAGAAAACAGGACCUUCCAAACAGGCACCCCAGCUGCAGCAGCAGCAGCCACCGCAACCACCCGGGGUGCCUAAGCAGGCUCAGAAACCAGGGCCUGGCCAAGCAAAAGGCCCACAGGCAGAAGCACCGAAACAGCAGCCAGGGCCACCAAAAGCUCAGUCACAGCAGCCAGAGCCUACCAAGCCUGUUCAGCAGCAGAGCUCUGUAAAACCUUCACCGCAACAACCAGGAGCAGCGAAAGCAUCCUCGCAGCCACCUGAUGGUGCUAAAACAUCUUCCCAGGCGCCUUCUCCCGCCAAGCCAGCUGCCCAGCAAGGAACACCACCCAGCAAGCAGCCGUCUCAGCAGCCAGGAGGGCCGGCAAAGACUGCCCCGCAGGCAACAGGCCCCACAAAGGAACCUUCGAAGGCACCAGUUCAGCCAACUGGGCCUGCAAAGCCACCACAGCAGCAGGCAGGACCUACAAAACCUACCAGCCAACAGCCGGGACCUGAGAAACCGCCCCAGCCGCAACAUGCUGCUUCAUCUCAGCCUGGUGGAUCGGCUCCAAAGAAAACCUUUUGCCCACUUUGCACUACCACUGAAUUGCUGCUGCACACUCCUGAGAAGGCCAAUUACAAUACAUGUACUCAGUGUCAAACUGUAGUUUGCAGUCUGUGUGGGUUCAAUCCUAAUCCGCAUAUCACAGAGAUUAGAGAAUGGCUUUGUUUAAACUGCCAGAUGCAGAGAGCUUUAGGCGGUGAUUUGGCUCCAGGUCCUGGCCCUGGACCACCCAAACAAAAGAUGCCUGCUCCAACUGCAGCAAGCAAACCUGUUUCCAAGGCACAACAAUCUACACAGAAUAAAGACGUUCCUCUAAAACCUGAUGCUACCCAGUCACCUGAACACAAAAAACCACCAACACAAAUAAAACAGCCAACCGUGCCCAGUUCUCCUCCUGCAAAACCCAAACUUCCCUCUGCUGAAACUCAGCCAACAGAACCGGCCCCCAAAUCUGAGCAGGCCAAGCCGCCAUUGGUUGAAGACAAACAGAAGCAAGGCAGUACUCAGAAACCCACAAGCGAUGCUGUGCCUACACCGCCAUCAGAUACCAAACAAGAUUCACCUGGCCCGAAAGCUGCACUCGCUCAACAGAAAGUGGCACAAACUCAGAGGUCGGAGCCUGCUAAGUCAUCUCAAGACACACCUCCACCUGUAGAUAAAGCUGCUCCUCCAGAUUCCAAAACUUCGUCUCAAGUGUCUCAUCAGAAGUCGGAUCCCAAACUUGUUCCUCAGCCUCAACCUGGGUUGGAUUCUAAGGCUCAGAAGGUAGGUGAACCAGGUGAGGUGAAAGAAGACCCCAAGAAAAGGCAACCCCAGGCGGCUCCUAAGCCAGACGCCAAGCAGGCUCCCAAAGGGCAACAAGGCACCACGGGGCCCAAACCCACCCAGGCUCAGCCGCAAGCUCAGCCACCUCCCAAAGCCCCAGAACAAUCUAGAUUAUUCAGCCUGAACGUUGGAGGAAUCAUGGAUGCUCCCAAACCACAGCCAACAACCCCUCAAGAAAGAGUCACCGGGAAGCUGUUUGGAUUUGGUGCUUCCAUUUUCAGCCAGGCUUCCAAUUUAAUCUCCACAGCAGGCCAGCCAGGAGCUCAACCACAGGGUCCUCCAUCUGGGUCCCCCUCGAAGCAACCCCCUCCUGGAGCACAGCCUCCUGCCCCACAAAAGGAUACCCGCCAAUCCCAGCCAUCUCCCAAAGCAACACCUGUGAAGAAAGAAACGAGGCCUCCUGUGGCAGAAAAACCAGAGCCACCCAAAGCUGAUGGUGGCUCCACGGUUAAGGAAACAGACACGGGGAAGAAGGCUUUGCCUGCCAAAGACACCAAGCCUCCAGCUAUUGAAGCUAAGCAAAGUGCGGAGGCACCAAAAACGAAGCAUCCUUCGCAGCCAGCGUCUUCUUGUCCUCUCUGUAAAACUGAGCUAAAUGUUGGUUCUAAGGAUCCUCCCAACUAUAAUACGUGUACGGAAUGCCAGAACACCGUGUGCAAUCUCUGUGGAUUUAACCCAAUGCCGCACAUGACCGAGGUACAAGAAUGGCUGUGCUUAAACUGCCAGACACAAAGAGCAUUAUCAGGACAGCUUGGCGGUAUGGACAAAAUAACACCUCCUGUACUUUCAAAAUCAUCACCCAAGCCAUCAACUGCUCCUCAAAGCCAGGCUAAACUUGUUGAACAGAAGACUUCAGCUCAAAUGCUGGAAAAGCCAAGAGGAGGAAUGGGAAUUCAGAAGGAAGAUUCAAAACUUCAACAGGCCAAAUUGUCAAAGACAAUUUCAUCUGAUAAAAUCCAGGAGGGUACACAAAGGGAAGAUUCAAAAGUGCAACAAGAAAAAUUGGCAUCAACUGAUAAAAUUAUUCAAAGCACUUCAAAUGAAGAUUCAAAAAUUCAGGAGGAAAAAUUGGCUGAUCAAAUUCCCAAAGAAGAGCCAAAACUAACCACAAAACCAUCUGCCAAUAAGAUCUCAGAAGGCAUUCAAAAGGAAGAGCCAAAGGAGCUGGGAAAAAUAUAUGAUAAAAUUCAGAAGGAAGACCUAGAGCUUCAGCAGGUAAAAUUGGGCAAGACUCUAUCAGCUGAUCAGAUUCAAAAGGAAGACCCAAAGAUCCAGCAAGUGAAAUUGACAAAAACACCAUCUGCUGAUCAGAUUCGGAAGGAGGACCCAAAGAUCCAGCAUGCGAAGUUGGCAAAAACACCAUCUGCUGAUCAGAUUCGGAAGGAGGACCCAAAGAUCCACCGAGUGAAAUUGACAAAAACACCAUCUGCUGAUCAGAUUCGGAAGGAGGACCCAAAGAUCCAGCAUGCGAAGUUGGCAAAAACACCAUCUGCUGAUCAGAUUCGGAAGGAGGACCCAAAGAUCCACCGAGUGAAAUUGACAAAAACACCAUCUGCUGAUCAGAUUCGGAAGGAGGACCCAAAGAUCCAGCAUGCGAAGUUGGCAAAAACACCCUCUGCUGAUCAGAUCCGGAAGGAAGUCCAAAAGGAAGGUGCAAAGCUUGAGCAAGAAAAGUUGACAAAAGUACCCUCAGAUGAUACAAUUAAAAAAGCUGACCCAAAACUUCAGCAAGCGAAACUGGCCAAAGUUCCACCCACUGAUCAAAUUCGGCAGGAAAACUCAGCUUUAUCUCAGGGGGGAAUAGUGAAGACAGCCUCUGCUGAGCAGAUUCAAAGGGAUGGUGUGGAACCUCAGCAGAGAAAACUGAUAGAAACACCUCAGACGGAUCCGGCUUCUUCCAAGUCAAGUAGCGAUCAAACACAAUUGACAGAAACCCUGGAAGGUGACCCCAGGUCUCUACCCUCACAGGAGACGCCCCCUUUUCCUGAGCCCAAACAUAAACCAGUCAUGGCUGUGGUAGAAGAGCAGUUUUCUGAAGCAAAACUAGAAGCCAAGGUACAAAAAGAAGGGAUAAAACAGGAGGAGGUUAAAAAAGAGGAUUCAGUGACGAGUAUUCCAGAAACCACAUCUAAAGCUCAGAAAUCUCAAAAAGAAGAAAUCUCUGCUCAGCCAGUAGUACCUUUGCCAAAGCCUGACCAUGUGGAAGCACUGAGGGAGAAAGCAGAAAAAGAAGAUGACAAAUCAGACACAUCAAGCUCACAGCAGCAAAGAAGUCCACAAGGUCUAAGUGACACCGGAUACUCAUCUGAUGGGAUCUCAAGUUCACUUGGUGAAAUUCCCAGUCUUAUUCCAAGUGAUGAAAAGGAUGUUUUGAAAGAAACUUGUAUAAAAGAAAGCCUUUCACAUGAAAGCAGCCCAACUAGUCCCUCCGAUCUUGCUAAGCUAGAAAGCACUGUGUUAUCCAUUUUGGAAGCUCAAGCAAGUUCCCUCAUUGAAGAGAAGCCUGGAAAGACCAAAGACCUUUAUUGUGUCUACAGUGAGCAGUCAAGAGAGCCACAUAGAGCAAAAUCCACACCUAGCACACAGGAAUCUUACAGUUCUGAUGAGGACUUGGCAAAAAGUGGAAGAGAUUCUGCAGAAGUUAGUAGCAAAGGUGUACCUUCUCGGAAGGGGUACAAGCAGAAGACAGAAGCAACAGAAGAUACAUCAACAAGAAGGCAGCGCUAUGACUCUGUAGAAGAUAGCAGUGAGAGUGAGAAUUCACCUGUCCCUCGGAGAAAAAGACGGACCAGCGUUGGGUCUUCCAGCAGUGAUGAAUACAAACCAGAAGACAGUCCAGGGUCAGGUGACGAUGAAGACUUCAUUCGAAAACAGAUCAUGGAGAUGAGUGCUGAUGAAGAUGCGUCAGGUUCUGAAGAUGAUGAAUUCAUGAGAAACCAGCUGAAAGAAAUCUGUACAAGUGAAAGUCAGAAGAAGGAAGAAGGGAAAAGUAAAAAAGCAAUAGCUGGAAAACAUAAGAGGAUGACGCGCAAAAGUAGCACAGGCUAUGAAGAGGACGCCAGCAGACGCCAUUCCUGGCAUGAUGAUGACGAUGAGACCUUUGAUGAAAGUCCAGAACCAAAAUACAGGGAAACAAAAAGUCAAGACAGUGAAGAAAUCACUGUAACGGGAGGAGGUCUUCGGCGUUUCAAAACAAUAGAACUUAAUAGCACAAUAGCAAAUAAAUAUUCUGAGGAAUCUGAAGAACCAAAGAGAAGUCUAUAUUUUGAUGAAGAACCAGAGUUAGAGAUGGAGAGUCUUACAGAUUCACCAGAGGACAGGUCAAGGGGAGAAGGAUCUUCAAGUCUGCAUGCCUCCAGUUUCACUCCAGGUACAUCUCCUACAUCUGUGUCAUCCCUUGAUGAAGAUAGUGACAGCAGUCCCAGCCACAAAAAAAUGGGUGGAGAAAGUAAGCAGCAUCGUAAAGCCAGGCAUCGUACGCAUGGUCCUCUUCUUCCAACUAUUGAAGAUUCUUCUGAAGAAGAGGAGCUUCGGGAGGAGGAAGAGCUGCUAAAAGAGCAGGAGAAGCAACGUGAAUUAGAGCAGCAGCAACAACAGCAGCAGCAGCAAAGGAAGAGCUCUAGCAAAAAAUCUAAGAAAGACAAGGAUGAGCUCAGAGCCCAGAGAAGAAGAGAACGGCCAAAGACACCACCAAGUAACCUAUCUCCCAUUGAGGAUGCUUCUCCGACAGAAGAAUUGCGUCAGGCAGCAGAAAUGGAGGAACUACAUCGGUCUUCCUGCUCUGAAUAUUCACCAAGUAUUGAGUCAGAUCCUGAAGCUUUUGAAAUCAGCCCAGAAAAAAUAAUAGAAGUGCAGAAGGUUUACAAAUUACCUACAGCAGUCUCUUUAUAUUCUCCAACAGAAGAGCAGCCUGUUGGGUUUGUCAAAGAGGAGAGCGGUCAAAAGACUUUAAGAAGUGCUGAAGAGGUAUAUGAAGAAAUCCUGCGUACAUCCCACAAAGCCAAGCCACUUCCAGAUGUAAAUGAAAAAGACGAAGUGUUUGAGAAAGAGCCUUUAUAUGGUGGCAUGCUAAUAGAGGACUAUAUCUAUGAAUCUUUAGUAGAAGAUGCUUAUAGUGGGGCUAUGGAGGCUAGCCUCAUGACAAGGCAAGAAGAGGGUGAUGAAUUUAGCCAACUGAAAGAAAAAACAUCAGCGCCCCCAGAUCAGAUAUAUGGAGAACCUAUGCAAAAGCCUACCACCUUACAAAAGGACUAUUACAGGAUAGAGUCUUUGCAUUCAGGUAUGCCUCAAGAAGACAUUGUGUCUAGCUCCUACAUCAUGCCAGAAAGUCAUGAGAUAAUCGUACUGGACAGUGUGGCGCCAUCUUCAGGUGACGAAAAACAGCUCUUGGAUGCAGAUGCUGCUUAUGAGGAACUUGUCAAGCGACAGCAAAUGCAGUUGACUCCAGGCUCCAGUCCUACCCAGCCAUCUCCUGAAUUAAUUACGGUUUCAGAUAGAAAAACAAGCAUUUCUGGAGAGGUAACAGAAAGCACCUCCCUGACGUCAAGCACUAUUUCAUCCAGUUCAGACAUACUUUCAGUAAGCUCUUCGGUGCUUCCUAUUCCGGAUGUCAAAAUUACUCAGCACUUCACAACUGAAGAAAUAGAGGAUGAAUAUCUCACAGAUUACACCCGAGAGAUUGAAGAAAUAAUUUCCCACGAAACAUCCAUAUUGAUGUACUCAGAGGCCUCAGAAAGUGCCACGUCCAUUAUACCAUCGGAUACGUCUUCCCUAACAUCAUCCACAUCUUCAGUUUACACCACUGGUAGUUCUUCACCAGAUGGUGUGAUUUCAGGUUACAUAGAAACAUUGGAUGCUAUUAGCAAGUUUCCAGAUUCUGAAGGGACCAGCUCAGUGACCCAAGUUCCUAUAAGUUCCACGAAAGAGUACUCUGAAGCUGCUAAGGAGACCCUUGUAGAUCAGGUUGUGGUUUCCCUUUCUGAAACUGACUCCUCCUUUGUAUCACCCUCUGUAGAAACAAAGCCCAGGCCCUUUGUUUCUGUCUCUGAUGCCAUAGAAACGUUCCCACCCCAAGAUGAGAAAGCUAUAAAAGAUGCAGCCAAGUUUGAUGUUAUGAAGGGACUUUAUGAAGACAAACAGGCAAGACCUCCUGUGACCAUAACAGGAAAAGCUUUAACAGAUGCUACAUCUGACCAGAAAUUUACAUGUACAGCUCCAGUAUCCUCCUCUGUCAUGCCUACUGUAUCUGUGUUGCCAUCCGCCAUUUCUCCGGUUCCCCCUGUUACACCCCAAACAUUUUCAUUUUACAAAAGCUCUUCUUUUGAGUCUCCAGCUCAGCCACCCCCACCACCUCCUCCUCCUCCUCCUCCACCCCCACCUCCUCCGCCUAUUCUGCCCAAGCCAGCUAUUUAUCCUAAAAGGAAACCCCUGGCUAAGGCUCCAGUGACCACAACUCCCACCCUAGUACCAUCUGUCAGUGACAUCAAAACAGUGGAAGCAACAUCUGCUAUAAACACGACUGGUCCACCCGUCACAAAAAUGUACACAUCGGCACCCCCUCCUGUUCCUCCCAAGCCAGCUUCAAUUCCAGCAGGACUUGUUUUCACUCACAGACCUGCUGAAAUAAUAAAACCCCCUAUUGCUCCCAAACCAGCAAUUCCUCAGCUGCCGACAACUGUUCACAAACCAGCAGAAACACAGCCAAAACCAGUGGGUUUGUCUUUCACCAGCAGUAUGACUUUGAACUUGUCCCCUGCAGAGUAUAAGUUGCCAUCCCCUACUUCCCCACUGUCUCCACAUUCUAAUAAAUCUUCCCCAAGAAUGUCCAAAUCCUCAGGGGAGACCUAUGUUGUUAUCACAUUGCCCUCUGAGCCUGGCACUCCCACAGAGUCUAUUACCAGUCAGGCAAUUACCAGUUGGCCUUCAGGAUCUCUCCCUAAAGAACAGGGUCCACAUAUUGUACAAUCAUUAUUCACUCCAACUAUGACUGCUCUACAAAUGCAAAGCAUAAGUGAUCGAAGCAAAUAUGGUCCAGGAGCUUUGCAAUCCAUUUCUCCUGUUCCUGUCAGUGCACGGUCAGUUUUUGAGAUAGCUCCUAGUUCAGCAACAGAAUUAAUAUCAACAGAGGUUGCCAGGACUACAGUGUCUUUGCUCAAAAAUGCUGGAUUAGAUAGUGUUUCCAUAACGAUACCCCCGGAGCCAGCACAUAUCAUUCAACCACCCAGAUAUAGAGAGAACGGGAGAUUCCAUGUCUUUGGUGACGUCAUUGAUCUUCGCACCUUGACCAAAAUGGAUGUGGAAAGGGCAGGUAGCUGCAUGGACCUAUCUGCUGCUCCCACGGAUGUGAGAAGGCAAGUUAUGGCAAGCGACACUUCGGGUCGGCCAGUAAGCACUGUUCAGCCAGCGAUCAUAAAUCUCAGCGCUGCAUCGGCAGCUGGUAUCUCUUUAGCACCGGUCACUGAAACAUUUACAAUAGUGACCUGCACAGCUACUGUAAGCUAUAGUACAAGCACAGAAAGUCUUGUCGAUCUGGGACAUGCCAUGACAACUCCACUGCAGCUAACAACAUCCAAACAUUUUGAGCCUGGACCUAGAGCAACGGGUGUCCAGGGACUCUCUGCGGACAGAGAUGAGGUGCCAAUAAAUUUGUCCCUAGGUACUCCAGCGCAUGCAGCUACAUGGGGCACUACGAAGCCUGCUAUGGCACCUCCUGUGGGUGUAGCCAAUGGUUGGACGGACGUUUCCACUACUCAAGAACCAACCGAGAGUGAAGUAGUUGACCUCAGCACCACAAAAUCCCACAGAACCAUGGUGACAGUGGAUGAAACAAGUUCGGGGAUUGUUACCACCAUAAUAGAAGAUGAUGAAAAGCCUGUGGACUUGACUGCAGGGAGAAGGGCUGUUUGUUGUGAUGUUAUUUACAAGCUGCCCUUUGGCAGGAGCUGUACAGCGCAGGCACCUGCCACAACACUACCUGAAGAUCGUUUUGGUUAUAGAGAUGAUCACUAUCAGUAUGACCGCUCGGGGCCCUAUGGUUUGAAAGGAAUAGGGGGUAUGAAACCUUCUAUGUCAGAUACCAAUUUAUCAGAGGCUGGACUUUUUAUGUACAAAAGCAAGAAUACCUUUGAUUACCAAGUUGGGGCAACAGAUGUAGCAGUAGACUUAACUUCUGGCAGAGUGACAACAGGUGAAGUUAUGGAUUACUCAAGCAAGAUUAUGGGUCCUUACCCAGAGACUCGGCAAGUAAUUUCUGGCAUUGGGAUCAGUGCCCCUCAGUAUUCCCAAGCACGAAUAGUACCAUCCAUAGGAUCCCCUUAUGGCAUUGGAAGUGUUUUGAGAUCAUCUAAUGGAGUUGUUUAUUCAUCCGUUGCGACUCCGGUGCCAUCCACAUUUGCUAUCACCACACAACCUGGUUCUAUUUUCAGUACUUCCGUUAGAGACCUAUCUGCUCUUCAGACAGUUGACACAAUGCCCUCAUUAUCAAACUUACAACAUAGCCAGGCACUUCCAAGAUCGUAUGAUUUCUUGACAACUGUAGCCUCUGAGAAAGAGGGUGCAAUUACUGACACUGACAUUGACCCAGGGUUGCAACCUCUUCCUAUGGAAGCCAUUACUAGUGAGCCAACCAACUUGAUGCCUGUUUUCACUACAGCUUCGGAAGCUUUUGUAGAUAUAAUUGAGGAGGAAGCUACACACCUCAUUGCCCCCGAAGAAGGCAAACAGCAGCACCUUGACUUGGAGCGCGAGCUUCUAGAGCUCGAAAAACUGCAGCAGCAACGUUUUGCGGAGGAGCUGGAGUGGGAGCGUCAAGAAAUUCAGCGGUUCAGAGAACAAGAGCAAUUCAUGGUUCAGAAGAAGCUUGAGGAAUUGCAUUCGAUGAAGCACCACCUCUUAUAUCAGCAAGAAGAAGAGAGGCAGGCACAGUUCAUGAUGAGGCAGGAAUCGUUGGCACAGCAGCAACUGCACAUUGAACAAAUCCAGCAGCUGCAGCAACAGCUUCACCAGCACUUGGAAGACCAGAAGAUCCACCAGAUCUAUCAGUACAAUUACGAACCUUCUGGAACUGGGUCUCCACAGACGACCACGGAUCAAGUCAUUCUUGAAGGCCAGUACGCUGCUGCCUCCAAUGGGCAGUUUUGGGCUGGUGAGGAAGCCACUACCACUGCUUCUGCUGUGCUGGGAAUCGAAAUUCCGCAAAGCCAAGCCUGGUACACAGUCCAGUCAGAUGGUGUGACUCAGUACAUUCCCAGGCCUGGCCUGCUAAGCUCUGCCUCAGAGAUGUCUCUUAAAGAUGUGGAUGUGAGAGAGGAGAAGCAGUUGAAAAAGAGGAGCUCCAUGCCAAAGCUGCGUGGCCCAUACGAGGAGCUUGACGGAGCUCUGGAAGAAGAGCCUAGGUGUCUUAAAAGGAUAGUGGAGAGUGGAGUUCAAACUGACGAUGAGGAUGGUGCAGACAUGGGCUAUGCAGACAGGAGGAGGAGAACCAAAAAGAGUGUGGAUACAAGCGUUCAGACAGACGAUGAGGACCAAGAUGAAUGGGAUCUGAGCAACAGAUCAAGGAGGAAAACCCGUGUGGGGAAAUACGAAGGUACCACUGAGGCGGAAAAGCCGAAGCCGUUUCCCCAAGUCGCCAGUAUUGCAGUGCAAACAGUGGCGGAGAUAUCUGUACAAACAGAGCCAGUAGGAACAAUACGGACCCCUUCAGUAAGGGCCCAGCUAGAUGCAAAGAUAGAAAUCAUAAAACACAUUUCAGCUCCGGAAAAGACAUACAAAGGAGGAAGUUUGGGUUGUCAGACAGAAACGGAUUCAGACACCCAAAGCCCCCAAUACCUCACAGCUACCUCCCCUCAGAAAGAUAAAAAGCGCCCAACACCAUUAGAAAUAGGUUACUCUUCACACCUCCGGCCAGAACCCACACUUCAGGUAGCCCCUUCCCCUCCCAAAUCUCCCAAAGUACUUUAUUCUCCCAUUUCGCCUGUAUCUCAGGCUGCUGUUCUAGAGUCGGCCUUUGUACCCUAUGAGAAGCCUGUCCCUGAAGACCUUAGUCCUCAGAAGAUUCUGCAUUCUGAGGUCCCCAAGAUUCCGCAGCUGAGCCCCAAGUCCGCCAAGGUGAUGCAGCGCUCUUUGUCUGACCCCAAACCGCUGAGCCCAACAGCCGAAGACCCUUCCAGAGCACAUUUCCAAUACACGGAUGGUUUCUUGACUAAAGGAUCUUCAAGUGUAUCAGCAUCAGGAAUGCAAAAGAAGGUCAAGAGGACUCUACCCAACCCACCUCCAGAAGAUGUUGCAGUAGGGACACAAUCCACCUUCACCACUGUGGGAUCAGUUUCACGCCGGAGGAUCUGUAGAAGCAAUACCAUGGCCAGAGCUAAAAUCCUCCAGGAUAUAGACAGAGAACUGGAUCUGGUAGAAAGAGAGUCAGCCAAGCUCCGGAAAAAGCAAGCGGAGUUAGAUGAGGAAGAGAAAGAAAUAGAUGCGAAACUUCGGUAUCUAGAGAUGGGCAUCAAUCGGCGGAAAGAGGCAUUGCUAAAAGAACGAGAAAAGAGGGAGCGUGCCUAUCUUCAAGGUGUAGCAGAGGAACGCGACUAUAUGUCUGACAGUGAGAUUAGCAGCACCAGGCCCACGAGAAUAGAAUCUCAGCAUGGCUUGGAAAGACCAAGGACUGCGCCCCAAACAGAAUUUGACCAAUUUGUCCCCCCACAAACCCAACCAGAAACGCAGUUUGCAACUCCUACGAGUCCUUAUACUCAGUAUCAGUACUCUUCCCCUGCCCUUCCCACUCAAGCACCAACUCAGUACUCCCAGCCGUCUCAUUACCAGCAGCAGCAACCUUUAUAUCAACAGCAGGUUUCUCCUUACCAGACCCAGUCAGCCUUCCAAACUGUGGCAACCAUGUCUUACGCGCCGCAGGCUCAGCCUCCACCAACCCCGCAGCCUUCCUACCAGCUUUCGUCGCAGCUAAUGGUGAUCCCACAGAAAACAAGGCAGGCUUCGUUGUAUCUGGAGCCUAAGAUAACAACGAACUAUGACGUGAUUCGCAACCAGCCUCUCAUGAUAGCCCCUGCGUCUUCGGACAACACGUAUGUUGUGUCCCAUUUGGGUAGUAAAUACAGUACCUUGGACUUAAGGAUGGGGCUCGAUGAGAGGAGCAGCAUGGCCAGCAGUCCCAUCUCGAGCAUAUCUGGGGACUCCUUCUACGCAGAUAUCGACCACCAUGCGCCACGUAAUUAUGUGCUGAUUGAUGAUAUUGGAGACCUCACUAAAGGGACAUCAUCUCUGAGCUCUGCUUAUGGUCUGCAUGAAAAGGAUCUGACCAAAACCGAUCGGCUGCUUCGGACUACUGAGGCGCGAAGGGUGCAGGAAGUCUCAGAUUUCCUCGCACCGCUGCAGACUUCUUCUCGGUUGCACAGCUACAUGAAAACUGAUGAUGAUCCCAUGGAAGACCCUUACGAGCUAAAGCUGCUGAAGCAUCAGAUUAAGCAGGAGUUCCGGAGGGGGGCUGAAAGCCUGGAUCACCUGGCAGGCCUUUCGCAGUAUUACCAUGCAGAUACUAGCUACAGACAUUUCCCCAAAUCUGAGAAAUAUAGCAUAAGCAGGCUUACCUUAGAGAAGCAAGCUGCCAAGCAGCUCCCAGCGGCCCUUCUUUACCAGAAGCAGUCGAAGCAUAAGAAGGCCUUGAUUGAUCCCAAAUUAUCUAAAUUUUCACCCAUUCAGGAAAGCAGGGACCUUGAGCUUGAUUAUUCAACCUACUUGACUUCAAGCACGUCAUCCCUUGGGGGCAUUACUUCCAGAGCAAGGCUCCUCCAAGAUGAUAUAACGUUUGGCCUUCGGAAAAAUAUCACAGACCAGCAGAAGUAUAUGGGGCCAACUCUCUCACAUUCUCUUGGCACAAGCCUUGGGGCUGCACUGAGUACAUCAAUGAGAUCCACAUUACAUGAUGAUUCUGACAAAUCUUACAGCAGUGGCAGUAGAUCCAGACCUUCUUCCCGACCGUCAUCCGUCUAUGGGCUUGAUUUAUCACUAAAAAGAGAUUCUUCAAGCUCAUCUUUAAGACUGAAGGCCCAAGAGGCUGAACCCCUAGACGUUUCCUUCAGUCACGCAGCCCCCUCUGGAAGAACUAAACCCACUAGUCUACCCAUAAGUCAGAGCAGGGGCCGAAUCCCAAUAGUAGCACAGAAUUCAGAAGAAGAGAGUCCCUUAAGUCCUGUGGGUCAGCCAAUGGGAAUGGCAAGAGCAGCAGCUGGGCCAUUGCCACCUAUAUCCGCAGACACUAGGGACCAGUUUGGAUCAAGCCAUUCAUUGCCUGAAGUCCAGCAGCACAUGAGGGAAGAAUCACGAGCUCGAGGCUACGACCGGGAUAUAGCCUUCAUCAUGGACGACUUCCAGCACGCCAUGUCAGACAGUGAAGCCUACCACCUGCGCCGGGAAGAAACUGAUUGGUUCGACAAACCCCGGGAGUCUCGUUUGGAGAACGGACACGGUUUCGACAGAAGGCUACCAGACAAGCUAGCUCACUCGAGGCCACCAAGUCAGCAUCAAGACCAAAUUAUUGGGAAGCCUAUUCAAUACAUCUUUCCCCAUGCAAGGCUGAAAUUGCCGAGGGACCCAAAGGACCACUCUGUUUCAGGCAAUGGACUUGGGAUCCGAGUUGUAGGAGGGAAAGAAGUUCCUGGAAUCAAUGGAGAAAUUGGUGCUUACAUUGCUAAGAUCCUGCCUGGUGGAAGUGCUGAGCAAACCGGAAAACUUGUAGAAGGGAUGCAGGUCCUGGAAUGGAAUGGCAUUCCCUUGACGGCCAAAACAUACGAAGAAGUCCAGAGUAUCAUCAGUCAGCUGAGUGGGGAAGCAGAAAUAUGUGUAAGACUGGAUCUCAACAUGAUGUCAGAUGCCGAAAAUCCACAACAUCUGGAUUUGCUUGAGCCAGGAAAGACUGUGGAUAAAACAAAGUCGCCCGGGGUGGACCCAAAGCAACUGGCUGCAGAGCUGCAAAAGGUUUCCUUACAACAGGCUCCCUUGAUGGCCUCCUCAGCAAUGGAGAAGAGCUCCCAUGCUCAUUCUGGGACUACGUCCGCCAACUCGAGUUCUGUUCCUAGCCCUGGUCAGCCUGGUUCUCCUUCAGUCAGCAAGAAACGGCACAGUAGCAAGCCCACGGAAGGUACAAAGUCUGGCUCCCAUCCAAUUACUGGGGAAAUUCAGCUUCAAAUCAACUAUGACAAGCACCUUGGCAAUUUGAUAAUUCACAUUCUUCAAGCAAGAAACCUUGUUCCCCGUGACAACAACGGCUAUUCGGAUCCGUUUGUCAAAGUUUAUCUUCUACCAGGAAGAGGCCAAGUCAUGGUGGUCCAGAAUGCAAGUGUCGAGAACAAGAGGAGGACUAAAUAUGUGCAGAAAAGCUUGAAUCCUGAAUGGAACCAGACAGUCAUUUAUAAAAAUAUAUCCAUGGAGCAGCUAAAGAAGAAGACCCUGGAAGUUACUGUCUGGGACUAUGAUAGAUUCUCCUCCAACGACUUCCUGGGCGAGGUAUUAAUUGAGCUUUCUAGUGCCUCUCAGUUGGACAAUACUCCUCGGUGGUACACCCUGAAGGAGCAGAGUGAAAGCAUUGACCAUGGGAAAUCCCAGUCUGGACAGAACAGCCAGCAGUCCCCCAAACCGUCUGUCAUCAAAAGCAGAAGUCACGGGAUUUUCCCUGACCCAUCAAAGGAUAUGCAGGUGCCCACCAUUGAGAAGUCCCACAGCAGUCCAGGAAGCUCCAAGUCUUCCUCUGAAGGACACCUGCGCUCCCAUGGGCCAUCGCGCAGCCAAAGCAAAACCAGCGUCACUCAAACGCACCUUGAAGAUGCUGGGGCAGCCAUCGCCGCUGCUGAAGCAGCUGUCCAACAGCUCCGCCUUCAACCAACAAGACCUACGAACCACCGACCAGGAGAAAGUUCAGUCUCCUCCACUGGUUCAUCAGCCAGUACCUUUGGCAGCGGAUACAGCAUGGACAGUGAAGGAAGCAGCAGCAGCAACACCACUGCGGACACCAAUCUGUUUCCCAUUCCAAGAAUAGGAAAGAUGAGCCAGAAUGGGCAAGAACCAGUGAAGCAAACAGGAAUGGGAUUAAUGGAGGCUGAAGGUAAAACCCAGGUGAUGGGUGAAAUCAAGAUUGCUUUAAAGAAGGAAAUGAAGACUGAUGGGGAACAACUGAUAGUUGAGAUCCUUCAGUGCAGAAAUAUCACCUACAAGUUUAAAUCUCCAGAUCACUUACCAGAUCUGUAUGUGAAGCUGUACGUUGUCAACCUUGCAACUCAAAAGCGAGUAAUUAAGAAGAAAACAAGAGUAUGCAGGCAUGACCGAGAACCUUCAUUCAACGAAACAUUUCGAUUCAGUUUGAGUCCCACUGGGCAUUCUCUCCAGAUACUCCUUGUUUCCAACGGAGGAAAGUUUAUGAAGAAGACCUUGAUUGGUGAGGCAUAUAUCUGGCUUGACAAAGUGGACCUCAGGAAAAGAAUAGUAAACUGGCACAAACUUUUGGUCAGCUCAACACAAACACAUUGAGGAAAGAUUUCUUCCUGGGCCAUCAAGCCUUGGGAAAGUCUGCUUGUAGGAUUCCAAGACUCUACUUUGAUAUUGUGUUUAGCUAGGCUUUCAGAAUAUGAAGUAGGAGGAGAAAGUUCUGGGCUGUUUGGCACACUUUCAUGAGGGCUAGUCAACUUGUUUUGCUGUGUUUUUUUAAAAAAACAAAUCAGCAGAGCUUAAUAAACCAACCACCCUAAGCCCAGAAAUUAAAAUGAGUCUGCUUGAAAAAGGAGACUUAUGUGUGGGUUCUGUGAAGUUAGAAUCUGAAGAGGAAUAAUAACACCAUGCAGUUGAAGGCAGGUGUUAAUGCAGAGAAUUUGGCUGCAGCUGGAGGCAGGAUCUUUCUGCGAGAGCAGUCUGGCUCAUGGUGCAAUCGCCGAAGAGAUCGUGAUAUGCAAAACUACCUGAAGCAACUGCCUUUCCAGUUCUCCCUUAUCUGAAGACUUAUCUGAAAAUCCAUGGUCUUAAUGUAAGAAUAUAUUUGCUGUGGUGAGAUGAUGCCCCAGGAGGCAAAUGGUGGGGUAAUUAGUUUUUAAUUUAAAUGGUGGCAAUGUUUCUCUUUCAUGUUAUUUUUUCUUCUUCUUUGCUAAUUAUAUGCGUUGGCGUUUAAAUUGAGAAUAGUAAUCUCUGUCUUUUCCCAUGUUGGAGAAUUACCAUCUCGGACUGUAAAGUACAGAAAGCACAAGAAUAGUUGUCAUUUUGGAAAAGAGUAAAGGGGGCAGUUGGAACCAUGUCAGGAAAAGAGAAAUUGCUUUUGUGGUGUAGAAGAGAAUGCGAUUCAGCCUACUGUGAAUGACUGUUUUCCAUAGUUUUGCUAAAAUGGCGUUGGUUCUAAGGGCUUUUGAGCACUGAGGUGAAUAUUGUGGCUUCACUAUCUGUUUGUCUUGCCUUUGUGAACUUCAAGGAGUCACUGUUUCCAACUGUAUGAAAUAGUCCACAUGUUAGAACAAGUGAUGCUGUUUAUGUGAUCGUGUGCUACAGGCUCCUUCUCAUCUGCAUGAAGUUGCAAACAUUCUGCUCACAAAAGAGAUCAUUGAAAGACAGACUUUGGUUUGUAAGGUUAAAUACUGCGUAUAAAAUGAAUAUCCAUUUCUAACUUGGCAGCAUCCAUUGCCAUGGGCUACAAGCUUUCUUAAAGGCAUGGAGCAUGAAACUGUGUUGGUGGUUUCCCUGUUGGCUUCCAACAAAAAAAUGGAAACACAAUUAGUCCCUUAUUGUGUUGAUUUGCUUUAUAUUACAGUAUUUUAAUGGAAAAUGGGCAUGUAAUUUCACUAUGCCAAACUAUUCCUUGAAGCGGAAAUGGUUAAACAGUAGUA